AGCCCAGUUAUCAAACAGGAGGACCUGGGAUUUUUGUUGUUGGUUUGUUUAUUUAUCAGUACGUUAUUUGCUCAGCUGAAGUAUGUGGAAACUCCAAGUUGUUGUCGGGAAGUCAAGCAGAGUGUUUAAUUGUGUCGGUCACAGUGGAGGGAACAGUUGAUUGUUUCCUGAGAAGUGCCAAACAACUAAACACAUGGAGACUGAGUGCCAGCAGUGGACAGACAGCCAAACUGAUGAGGACAGUGACACCGAGGAGAUCCUGUGUGGAAUCCAUGAGAGCUGUGCUGCUGACCUGACUCACCACCCUCAGCUGGAUGCCGACAUAGAGGCAGUCAGGACUUUGUAUUCAGACUCUGCAGUCAGGAUCAGGGAGUAUGGGUCAAUCGAUGAUGUGGAUGUUGACCUGAACAUAAAUCCCAACAUAUUGGAUGAGGAAGUGGCCAAGGCCUGGAGGAUUAACCCAUCAGAGCCCAUCGUUAUCCGUCUGCACUUCUCUCUGUCUCAGUAUCUUGAUGGACCUGCACCUUCAGUUGAAGUCUUUCAGCGAUCCAAUACAGAUCAUUUCAGCUUUGGGAAACAGCUUCAGAAUAUUCUUACAGUCUUCUUAUCUCGGGAGUGGAAACACCUGACCAAUGAGAACAUUGUAGUCCGACAGAAGAGAAGACACAGCUGGUUCAGGCCAAGUGGAACCAUCAAGAGAUUUCGUGCAAGACUUAGUAUCUGGCUCCCACCAUCAAAGUCCAGUGAGGUCCAGGAACCCAACAUGAAAGCAAAAAUAAUUUCACCAGCAGUGAAACUGAAUCGUUUCACGAAUCAUACGACUUCCUACACCAUCAAGAAUCCCAAAGGAGAGCUCUUCACCUACACACCCAGUGGGAAGCGGGUGGUGGUGUCAGCAGUCAAGUCAUCAGCACAGCUCAGUACCAAACAGCUGCUAGAGCUGCUUUUCUCCACCCAGGCCAUCAGGCACUGUAAGACCACCCCAAGUCUGCAGCACGGCUUCUUGGUUCAGAUAAUGAGGUAUGCUGAGCAGAGACUCCCCACGCUGAACGAAUACUGUGUUGUCUGUGAUGAGCGACAUGUGUUUCAGAAUGGUCCUAUGUUAAAGCCAGCAGUUUGCACCAGAGAGCUGUGUGUGUUUUCCUUUUAUACGUUAGGAGUUAUGUCUGGUGCUACAGAGGAAGUUGCCACUGGUGCAGAGGUAGUUGACCUGCUGGUGGCCAUGUGCAGAGCUGCUCUUCAGUCUUCACGCAAGAGCAUCAUAUUUGAACCGUACCCUUCUGUUGUUGAUCCAUGCAACCCCAGAUCCCUGGCCUUUAGUCCUAAGAGAAAGAGCUACGACAGGCUGCAGAGAGCGCUGGACAAUGUCUUGUUAAUCAGGAGGAUGGCACAGGGUCCAUACUCUGAAAUAAAGAAGCAGAUGGACAAGAUAGACCCACUCGCUUAUCCGUUACUACAAUGGAUUUUAUCAAGCAACAGAUCACACAUUGUCAAGCUUCCGCUGCACAGGCAACUUAAGUUCAUGCACACGCCCCAUCAGUUCCUGUUGAUCAGCAGCCCUCCAUCCAAAGAAGCUCGUUUUCAAACCGCCAGGAAACUUUUUGGCAGCACCUUUGCUUUCCAUGGUUCCCACAUUGAAAACUGGCACUCUAUUCUGAGAAAUGGCCUGAUUAAUGCAUCUUAUACAAAACUACAGCUUCAUGGAGCUGCAUAUGGGAAAGGCAUCUAUUUGAGUCCUAUCUCAAGCAUAUCAUUUGGAUAUUCUGAGAUGGGUCAAGGGCGACACCAAAUGCCCACCAAAGAAGAACUCAUAAAGAAAUACAACCAAAUAAACAAAGUCAAACAGGAACAGCUGGGUCAAGCCAGAUUUCUGCAAAACAGGAACCUAAACUGCAUCGCUCUCUGUGAAGUUAUAACUUCAAAGGACCUUCAAAAACAUGGGAACAUCUGGGUGUGUCCGAUACCCGACCAUGUGUGCACACGUUUCCUCUUUGUGUAUGAGAACGGCCAGGUGGGAGAUGUCCACAUCAACACUCAGGAAGCCUGGAUCCGCAGGGAAAUUUUACAAGUAAUUGCUUCAAAGACGUGCUGAGAAAAAACAAAGGGUUUAUUAUUAUAGUGCAGAUUUCAUAUGAAAAAAACAAACACUGACUGAGGAUAGGUCUUAGUUUCUUUGUGGCUAAAUACAUUACAUUUGGCUUUUAUUGGUUUGACAAGUGAACCCAAAUCAAUGCGUUAUAGCAGUGGUUCCCAACUGGUCCAGCCACGGGUCCAGAUUUCUCCUUCGUCAUUAGUUCAAGGUCCACACAGUUUAGUACAUUAAGGGUCAUACUUGUGUUUGGCCAUGUCAUUGAGCUAGUUUGCUGUCUCUCUGUUAGUCACUCACUCUACAGCAGGAAACAGCACUUUAAAAUACUUCACUGUACUUAGAAAUGAAUGUGUUUUGUUUUUUUUUACAAACGUGACAUAUUUUUAAGUCACUUGCGGUCCAUUCAGAAUAAGACCACGACCCACCAGUUGGGAACCACUGCUUUAUAGUACAUCUAUCAGCUUUUAAUGUGCAGCUUUACCAAGUCCAUACGUACAACAUUCAAAAACUCAUAGGCAGUUAUAUUUACAUAUUUACACGUAAGCUACAUAGAUCAGUACCAGAUCAGUACCAGGUAACAAUGAGCAAAAACAAUAUACCAUUUGUUAUAGUU
Molecule: messenger RNA, 2702 nt
Organism: Epinephelus moara (kelp grouper)
Lineage: Eukaryota; Metazoa; Chordata; Actinopteri; Perciformes; Serranidae
Product: protein mono-ADP-ribosyltransferase PARP6-like
Exons: 23
Coding region: 194-2092 (632 amino acids)
Biological process (GO): endoplasmic reticulum unfolded protein response
Cellular component (GO): intracellular anatomical structure; nuclear envelope; endoplasmic reticulum tubular network
Molecular function (GO): NAD+ poly-ADP-ribosyltransferase activity; protein serine/threonine kinase activator activity; kinase binding
Source: RefSeq, a predicted model, not a curated record